AUAUUUUUCCUAACAGGUUUAUUUACUCACAAUAUAUUUAGUUACAACUUGUUGACGUGUUUUUACUGGUUUCACGGUAGAAGUAAUACUAAGCUACUUUAUGAUUGUAAAUGAUGCUAUAAUUUUGUUAAAGUGUGUGUCGGUAGCUUUCUGUGGUUCUCCAAGUUCUUUCAAAUGGAGUAGUAUCUCAUUGAGGCUCGCAUACUGUCUGCUGUUAGUCAUCCCGGCAAUGAUGCUCGCACACUGCCUGCUUUUAGUCAUUAGUCAUCCGGGCGAAAGCAUUUUGGUCGCAGCAGUAGCUACUUGCUUCCCUUUCUUGAGUCCUCACGUUCUGACCUAUUCUUUCUGUUCAUAAAACAUAAGUGAAAUGUCCCUUUAUAUACAGCUGGUUUUUUUAAAAAUAGUGUAGGAAAUACAUAAUUAUGGUAAAUUAUUUGCAGAUUAGAAUACCAAAUUAUCUCACAUAUUUCUUAUUUUAUCAAAACAUACAAGAUUGAAGCUCAGUGGGUUUUAUAAGUCUUAGUUUUCAUAAUACCUUCUAAGGAAGAGAAAGAUGUAGGUUAUACAAAGACUUGGAGAAAAGAAUUACCUAGGUCAGGAUGUCAGACAUGGCUUUGAGCACGAUGAGAGUCAGUGCCCAGGAAUCACAGCGCAGGUGUAGGGGAAAGUCAUAGUACAAACAGAUGCUACUGUUAGAGAGAUGUGUAAUAAUACUUUACUUUGUGUAGGACCCCACAUCUGAGGAAUCUCAAGAGCAUUACACAAUAAUUCAUGGUUCCUUUCAAAAUGCUUGUGACACAGAUUGCAAGGAUUAUCCUCAUCUUAGGGGAUAAGUUUUCGGAGAAAUGGCAGCACAAGUUGAGCAGGUUGUUGCCCUGGAUGCCCAGAAUAUCGUAGCUGUUGCGUGUGGAGAAGCCCACACAUUAGCACUGAAUGACAAGGGCCAGGUGUACGCUUGGGGCCUCGACUCUGAUGGACAGCUUGGCCUACAGGGAUCAGAGGAAUGUAUCAGAGUACCCAGAAAUAUUAAAAGUCUUUCGGAUAUCCAGAUAGUGCAGGUUGCGUGCGGUUACUAUCAUUCACUUGCACUUUCUAAAGCAAGUGAAGUUUUCUGUUGGGGACAGAAUAAGUAUGGCCAGCUGGGUCUAGGCAUUGACUGUGAGAAGCAGACUUCGCCGCAGCUGAUUAAGUCUUUGCUUGGCAUACCAUUCAUGCAGGUCGCAGCAGGAGGAGCCCAUAGUUUUGUACUCACCCUUUCUGGAGCUAUCUUUGGAUGGGGACGUAACAAAUUUGGUCAGCUAGGUCUUAACGAUGAAAAUGAUAGGUAUGUUCCUAAUUUACUAAAGUCACUAAGAUCUCAGAAAAUAGUUUAUAUUUGUUGCGGAGAAGAUCAUACUGCUGCAUUAACCAAGGAAGGUGGAGUGUUUACCUUUGGAGCUGGGGGCUAUGGCCAGCUGGGUCAUAAUUCUACCAGUCAUGAGAUAAAUCCCAGGAAAGUUUUUGAACUCAUGGGAAGCAUUGUUACUCAGGUCGCUUGUGGAAGGCAGCAUACCUCUGCAUUUGUUCCUUCUUCAGGACGAAUUUACUCCUUCGGUCUUGGUGGUAAUGGGCAGUUGGGAACUGGUUCAACCAGCAACAGAAAAAGCCCUUUCACUGUAAAAGGAAACUGGUUUCCUUAUAAUGGACAGUGUCCACAAGAUAUUGGUUCUGAAGACUAUUUCUGUGUCAAAAGAAUUUUCUCGGGUGGAGAUCAAAGCUUUUCACAUUACUCUAGUCCGCAGAACUGUGGACCUCCAGAUGACUUUAGAUGCUCUGACCCUUCAAAGCAGAUCUGGACAGUGAAUGAAGCUCUGAUUCAGAAAUGGCUCAGCUACCCCUCUGGAAGGUUCCCUGUGGAGAUAGCCAAUGAGAUAGAUGGAACAUUUUCUUCGUCUGGCUGCCUAAAUGGAAGUUUUCUGGCUGUUAGCAAUGACGAUCACUAUAGAACAGGCACCAGAUUUUCAGGGGUUGACAUGAACGCUGCUAGACUCUUAUUCCACAAACUUAUACAACCCGAUCAUCCUCAGAUAUCUCAGCAGGUGGCAGCUAGUUUGGAAAAGAAUCUAAUCCCUAAACUGACUAGUUCCCUACCUGAUGUUGAAGCUCUGAGGUUUUAUCUUACCCUGCCAGAGUGUCCCUUGAUGAGUGACUGCAACAAUUUCACAACAAUAGCAAUCCCCUUUGGUACAGCUCUUGUGAACCUAGAAAAGGCACCACUGAAAGUACUUGAAAACUGGUGGUCAGUACUUGAACCUCCACUAUUCCUCAAGAUAGUAGAACUUUUUAAGGAAGUUGUGGUACAUCUUUUGAAACUCUACAAGAUCGGCAUUCCCCCUUCUGAAAGAAGAAUUUUCAACAGUUUUCUUCAUACCGCAUUAAAGGUUUUAGAAAUAUUGCAUAGGGUAAAUGAGAAAACAGGACAUCUUAUCCAAUACGACAAGUUUUACAUCCAUGAAGUCCAAGAGCUGAUAGACAUAAGGAAUGACUAUAUCAACUGGGUCCAGCAGCAAGCCUAUGGAGUGGAUGUCAGCCAUGGAGUAACUGAGUUGGCAGACAUCCCGGUGACAAUUUGUACAUACCCAUUUGUAUUUGAUGCCCAGGCAAAGACCACUCUGCUGCAGACAGACGCAGUCUUGCAGAUGCAGAUGGCCAUUGACCAGGCCCACAGGCAGAAUGUCUCCUCUCUCUUUCUCCCAGUGAUCGAGUCUGUGAAUCCUUGCUUAAUUCUAGUUGUUCGCAGAGAGAAUAUUGUAGGAGAUGCCAUGGAAGUCCUCAGGAAAACCAAGAAUAUAGAUUAUAAAAAGCCACUCAAGGUUAUAUUUGUUGGAGAAGAUGCUGUUGAUGCAGGAGGUGUUCGCAAAGAAUUUUUCUUGCUUAUCAUGAGGGAAUUGUUGGAUCCUAAAUACGGCAUGUUUCGAUAUUAUGAAGAUUCCAGGCUCAUUUGGUUUUCAGAUAAGACAUUUGAAGACAGUGAUUUGUUCCACUUAAUCGGUGUUAUCUGUGGAUUAGCAAUUUAUAAUUUUACCAUUGUGGACCUCCAUUUUCCUUUGGCUUUAUAUAAGAAACUGCUGAAAAGGAAGCCAUCCCUGGAUGAUCUGAAAGAGCUGAUGCCAGCCGUCGGGAGAAGCAUGCAGCAAUUGCUGGACUAUCCAGAAGAUGACAUAGAGGAAACAUUUUGUCUAAACUUUACGAUCACAGUUGAGAACUUCGGUGCAACAGAAGUAAAAGAGCUGGUUCUGAACGGCGCAGACACUGCUGUUAACAGACAGAAUCGGCAGGAGUUUGUUGAUGCCUAUGUGGAUUACAUAUUCAAUAAAUCAGUGGCAUCUUUAUUUGAUGCUUUCCAUGCGGGCUUUCAUAAGGUCUGUGGAGGAAAAGUUCUUCUGCUCUUCCAGCCUAAUGAAUUACAAGCUAUGGUUAUUGGGAAUACAAAUUAUGAUUGGAAAGAACUGGAGAAGAAUACAGAAUACAAAGGAGAGUAUUGGGCAGACCAUCCCACGAUAAAAAUUUUUUGGGAAGUGUUUCAUGAAUUACCACUAGAGAAGAAGAAACAAUUUCUAUUAUUUUUGACAGGUAGUGAUCGAAUUCCCAUUCUUGGUAUGAAGAGUCUGAAACUAGUCAUCCAGCCAACAGGAGGCGGUGAGAGCUAUCUCCCGGUUUCCCAUACCUGUUUUAAUCUUCUAGAUCUCCCAAAAUAUACAGAGAAAGAAACCCUCCGAUGUAAACUGAUCCAAGCUAUUGAUCACAAUGAAGGCUUCAGUUUAAUAUGACCUUGGAGUUCUGACUUUCCUGUUUAGUGCAAAAACCACUCGUGUUUCUCUUGUGAAUUCAGCAGUGAGAGUUACUUCUGUAAUUCUUACUUACAAAUUGUUCACUACUGUACUGAUGAAAGCCAAAAAUUAAAAACUGAGCAUUAAUACUAAACUGUACAGAACCAUGAAUUGUCCAUCCUCAUAAACAUACGAGUAUUGUGGAUACAUUAAAGUUUUACGCACAGGGAUUUUAAGAGUUUGCGUAUUUCGGGAAUUACCUGAUGUGUGGGUGCAUGGAAAUGUUGCUUACUGUUUCUUCAAUCACUGGGGAAAGACGACGAUGGCCUGCCGACAGUCAUUUGAUUAUUUUUCCAUUUUGUAAAUAAAAAUUUUGUAAUAAAAUA
Messenger RNA from Mus caroli (Ryukyu mouse), 4195 nucleotides. It is a transcript of the gene Herc4, whose product is annotated as HECT and RLD domain containing E3 ubiquitin protein ligase 4. Gene Ontology annotation, molecular function: ubiquitin protein ligase activity. Gene Ontology annotation, biological process: protein ubiquitination; ubiquitin-dependent protein catabolic process. The record is from RefSeq and is a predicted model, not a curated record. Lineage: Eukaryota; Metazoa; Chordata; Mammalia; Rodentia; Muridae. Gene Ontology annotation, cellular component: cytoplasm.